Molecule: messenger RNA, 1761 nt
Organism: Amblyraja radiata (thorny skate)
Lineage: Eukaryota; Metazoa; Chordata; Chondrichthyes; Rajiformes; Rajidae
Gene: sycp2
Product: synaptonemal complex protein 2
Exons: 14
Coding region: 1-1761 (586 amino acids)
Biological process (GO): mitotic G1 phase; female meiotic nuclear division; male meiotic nuclear division
Cellular component (GO): lateral element; condensed chromosome, centromeric region
Source: RefSeq, a predicted model, not a curated record
AUGAAACGUGGACAAAAAAAUAAAGAAGAAAUGCACAAGUCUAUGGGUAAUGUAAAUAAAAAACACUUCUUCACUGACACCGACACAGAUGGGAAAACGGAAAUCAGUUGGAUAAAAGAAUCUAAUAAAAAGACCAAGCCCAAACUAGUGGCCUACAGCAGACAAAGGAAGCAAAGCAUGGCUGAUAACUUGAGCAAAGUUAUCACAUCGGUCGGGGGCCACUGUGGGAAGAAGUCAAAAGAUAAAAAGAAGCCCAUUGAAAAUAUCAAUUCAAUCGAAGUGCCAGUUGAAAAGAGGCAGAGAAAGUGUCCACGAAGGACAGCUGCAGCACAGCCACGUUACAAAGAAGUUUCGGAGUCUGAAUCUGAUACCUGUGAAGAAUCCUUAAGUUCACCUCAUCAGAGAGACUGGGAUCCAGUGCCCACAAAGAAGAUUUGUAGGAACUCAAAGAGGAAAGCAAACAUGUCAGCUGAUUAUGAGCAAGAAAAUCAAAUAUUAGAAGUUUCAACAGUACAAUCAUAUGAAAAUACAUCAGUUGAGAAGAUCAGAUAUGAAAGAAUGUGCAAAUCGGCAGCUUUAACUAGAUUUUCAUCUCCACUGGAAUCUGAGGGAUCCAUUCGGACUGAGAAUUCAUCAGAAUCAUUACAAUCUCCCAAUCUUUCAACGAUCGUCACAAAAUCCUGUAAAUCUACCAGAAGCAUUCUGAAAACAGCAACUCCGCUAUCAUCACCAGUCUAUUCAGCAGCAAAGGCAACGUUCACCUCUGAUUUCUCACCUGUUGUGAGCCCAAUCUCUCUGGUGACUCCAUUGUGUCUGGAAAUUAAUGAAAAGGAUGUUGUUCAUCAGGAAUCUGUCAAACUGAAGAAUGCAGAUGAAGAAAUCAUUACAAAUAAGAGUAUCUCUUCUGAAAACUCAAUUGUCACUACUAAGUCAUCAAAUAACUUCACGCUAAGUUCUAUAUCUGGCAAGAAGACGACUGCUGAGGAAACUGAUUCAAGAUCAGUUAUACUUGAAAAGAGUAGAAGAGUAGAGAAGGAUAGAGUUCCUUCAUCUGAAGUAUACACGUCAGGUCCAACUCAUCAUUCCUCUGUACUCAAAAGCAUCUAUGGGAAGAAUCUUCAAAGCAAUUUUUAUGAUGAUGAGGAAGAAGAGGGAACAACAGAGCAAAGAACAAGACUAAAACCCAGAAAACUGUUCACUUGUGAUUUUGGAAACCAGAACUGUAACAGAGAUUCAGAGCUUCUGUCUACUGUCAAUAGAGGUUCUUCAAUCAAACAAAUGGACUACUGGGGACAGAGUGAGCCAAACAUGGGAGAAAUUUGUCAGCAGUUUAGUAAAGAACUCAAAGUUAAAUUCCAGAAACACUCUCAAAGGAUUGACAGUUACACCAAGUUUUCUCUCAAAUCUGCUCAGCAAAGGAUGUCAUCAACAAACAUUCAAAUCAGCUGCUACAGGUUAAAGAGGCUGGACAAGUUUCAAGCGAUCGUCAUGCAGGAACUGCAGCAUUUUGAAAAGGACUCUCUGUCUCUAAAGUGUAUGGAAAAAGAACUAUCAAAUUUAUGGAAGCAACAUUCAAAAACAUUCAGUGAACUGAAAGAAAACGAAGAGGAUAGGACACACUUACCAGAGGGGAAAGACAUACUGUUGUACUGGCAGAAGAGAGUAGCCCUGGAAGUCUUCAACGCUGAACGCAAACUCCACAAUAUCUCACUGCAACAGGUCAAACGUGGAAAAGGAAACUUCCAUCUGACUAACAUCUAG